GAAGGAUCACCCGGGCUGGACUGGGUACAGUUCUCUGGCUGCCUGUUGCAGGGUUUCUUCCGGCCGGGAUCCUGCGUCCAGGAGACUCGGAGUGGCGCCAUGAGCCGCCUGGGCUCGGUGCAGCGGAAGAUGCCGUGCGUGUUUGUGACGGAGGUGAAAGCCGAGCCCUCGGCCAAGCGGGAGCAUCAGCCAUUUAAAGUUUUGGCAACCGAAACUCUAAGUGAAAAGGCGUUAGAGGCAGAUGUGUACAAUGCCAUCGCCACAGAAAAGGUGGAUGGGACGUGUUGCUAUGUUACUAACCACAAAGGUCAGCCAUACCUCUGGGCUCGACUAGAUAGAAAACCUAACAAGCAAGCUGAGAAAAGAUUUAAAAAAUUUCUACAUUCGAAAGAAAACUCAAAAGCGCACCUGUGGAACACAGAGGAAGACUUCCGACCUGUCCCAGAGGGCUGGGUACCAGCAAAGGAAGUAGAGCGGCAGAAUGGGAAGCCAGUACCUGAUGAGAACGGACACAUUCCCGGCUGGGUCCCAGUGGAAAAGAACAGCAAGCAGUAUUGCUGGCAUUCUUCUGUGGUGAAUUAUGAGUUUGGAAUUGCCCUGGUCCUACGGCACAAUCCUGAUGAGCCUGGACUUUUGGAAAUCAGUGCCGUGCCCCUGUCAGAACUUUUAGAGCAAACCCUGGAACUGAUAGGAACAAAUAUCAAUGGAAACCCAUAUGGGCUAGGAAGCAAGAGAUACCCGCUGCACUUUCUCAUACCACAUGGAGCCUUCCAAGUAGAAAACCUGCCGACCCUGAAACACAACGACUUGCUGUCCUGGUUUGAAGACUGCAAUGAGGGUAAAAUCGAAGGGAUUGUGUGGCACUGCGGUGAUGGCUGUUUAAUUAAGGUCCAUCGCCACCACCUUGGUCUAUGCUGGCCUCUUCCAGAUACUUACAUGAACUCCAAACCAGUUAUUAUUAACAUGAACCUAAACAAAUAUGGCUAUGCUUUUAAUAAAGAGUGUUUGUUUAGUCAGUUUUCAAAAAUAGAUAAGCAGAAAUUUGAUAGGCUCAAAGAUAUAAUAUUUGAUGUAUAAAAUGUAAAUAUAGUUGGUAUUAUUGCAGUUUUCUAAUAUUGAAGAGUCUGCUAUGUUUACAGAAGAUAAAAUAACUCAAGGUUCUAUUUAAUUUUGCUAGCUAUUUAGCAAACUGUUAUAACUUAUAAACAUUUAUGUAUGUGUUUAUCAAAAUCAAAGGAUUUGAAUAUAUUAACACAAAACUAUAAAAUAAUUACAUCUGAAACUUCAGUUUUAAAUGGUAAAAUUGUUAAGAUUAUUUUUAUGCUUUUAGAAAAUUUAAGACAUAAAAAUAGGAAUAUCAUACCUUAUUGUACACUGGAUAGCAAUAAAUAAUUCACAUCUUCAAAAAUAUACUUUUCUGCCAAAUUAAAACUAAAUAUGACUUUAAGUAAAAAUACAGUAUUUUGAGAGGUGAAUUCUGUAGUUCAGAGACUGCUUGACUGUCAGCUGAAAUUUUUUAACUUAUAAAAUAAUUUUAAAUCUACAGUUAAAUGUGGUCUUUAAUAAAUAGGGAAAUUAUUGGGACUUUCUCUAUCUUCCGUCUGUUCAGAAGCAGCAACGGGACUAGGUAAUUCAAAUCCAAACUGCUCAGAAAGCUUUUUUAACUUCUCUUCUAAUAAAAUAUUCUUCUUCACUUCUUCCUUAUAGUUGUACUUCAGGUCUUCAAUUUCUUCAAAGAACGAAGGAUCAAAAUUUUCCAGUUCUUUUUUCAGCUUUUUAAUUUCCUCCUGUAAGUCACAUAGAGCAAUAUAUGUUUUUCAUUUGAAAUUUAGAAGAUUUGAUUACAAACAUAAAAACUCAAAGAAUAUAAACAGUAAAAUAUAAAGUAUAGUGCAAUGGAACCUUGCUAACAAAAGUCUUUCUCUGAACUGCAUCAGAUGUUCUCAGGCAAGCAAAGGGACUCUGCUCUUCAUUACAUGGAAGUUAAUGUCUUAAGAGUUUUCAGUAUUUUAACUUUCUGGUUUUUUAACUUUUAUAAAUAAUAUUUAUGAUCAUGGACUCCUGGGAUUUGUAAAAGUCAAGCAAUGAAUGUGAAGGGCACAUGCGCACCAGUCGCGGUUUACACUGCCCAGUGAUGAGCCAGGGCUCACUUCCAGGCUCCUGUGCUCCUGGGUCUUAAGGCAAGGCAGAGCACAGAAAGGUUGUGAGGGAAAGAUCUCUGACCAUAAUUUCAAAAGGUACUUAGAAAUACUGUUUUCAACAUGACCCACAAAGUAAGAAAAAAUUCUAAAAAACUGUUAAGAGGUAAUUUGUUAUGGCUUUAAAAAAAUUUAUUCUUGAUUCCUUUCUGUUUGUCUGAUUUUUUGUUGUUGCUAGCUAUUGUCUAAUAAAAAGUUGUCAUGAGUCAAAUUAUAUCCUUAGUACUACUAAGGUAAGUGUGAAAUAAAUCAUGAGUUUUUAGGCACAGACUUAAAGACGGUGAUCAUAAAACUUGUUUCCCAAAGCUGUUUUCACAGAACCCCGGCCAUACUGAAGUUAGAUAUAAAUAAGAAUUACCAUCAAAUGUUGCUUGUCUAGGUCUGACUUUCUGAGCUGUGUCUCCAGAUCACUUAUCUUUUCCUUUAGUUGAUCAGAAUCUGCCAAAAUAGGAAUAUUAGACCCACAUUUUUGUUUACUGUGAAAGAGUUAACGAUAGAGGAUUUGUUUCAGAAUAAACAGGAAGUUUAUGAAGCCUACAGUCUGGGAUCAUCUGGUCCUAUAUGGCAGGAGCCCUUCUCAGGUAUACUUCUAUGUUAUCACUAGUAGGUAAUGUCAUCCACAGCAAGCAGACAGAGGAGUAGCUGCUAGGUAUUGGAAAAGUGGGUUAUUCCUCAUAUGAGAGACAUUUCUAUUUUUUUAAAAAGAGAAAUUCCUAUUUUUGAGAGAAAAAUCCUACAACCAGUAAAAUUUUUUAGGUACAAAAUAUACAGGCAAAGGACUAAAAUGGUAAGCCAGCCAUUUAUGCUCUCCUUCUACCCCAAAUAGCUUUGGCUAUUUCCAUGUUUGUUUUUUUUUACACUAUGUGCAAAACGUCCAAGACAAUGUGUGUGGCCCAGAUGAAGGAGCCCAGUCCUGACGGCUCGGUAAGAAGUCAGCUGCUGACACACAGCACAAAGGUUAAGACACAGUGUCAUGUGGCUCUAUACACUCAUGGACGGUGAAGGGUUUUGUUUUAAAGUUUGAGGAAAUAAAACAAGUUUUCAUGACAAAGAAUGGAGUAUUUUGCAUUGUUUGACGUGGUUCCUAUAACUCAGAGACAAAGGGCAAACAUAAACAAGGUUUCAAAUCAUUAAAAAAAAACAAAACAUUUUCUCUUGUAAGGCAAAAUCCCUCUUUGAUUUUCAUGUCACAUGGAUCCUACAUAUAAAGAAAAGAUGUAAUAUUUGUCUUCUGAGACUGGUGGCCUAUUUUCCUGAACAAGGUAAUCUGUAGUACCAUUUUCUUAAAAAUAUUUUUAUGGAUUAAUAAAACUCCCAUAUAUGUGCAG
Molecule: messenger RNA, 3526 nt
Organism: Microtus ochrogaster (prairie vole)
Lineage: Eukaryota; Metazoa; Chordata; Mammalia; Rodentia; Cricetidae
Gene: Rlig1
Product: RNA 5'-phosphate and 3'-OH ligase 1
Biological process (GO): response to reactive oxygen species
Molecular function (GO): RNA ligase (ATP) activity
Source: RefSeq, a predicted model, not a curated record